ACUUCAGACGUAGACACGUUUUCUUAUGGAGCAAGUGACUUCAUAUGCAUUUGUGUCCGUGAAUGUGUUAACAUUUUCUUUUUGAAUUCAUUUGCUUAUGUUGGAUAAUAAAAAAGUUAGGUAUGUUAACAACUAGCCAUGUGUUUCAUCAAUAAAUCUUCAUUUUCUGCUUAGUUUAAUAAACAAGCCUAAAGUAGGCUAAGAGAAAUUAAUCAUUUAAUGGAUGUCAAAUUGUUAACAGUCAAAAAGUGUCUGGUUUGUUGUGAAAAUUAGUAGAUUUAUUAUUUAAAGUUUUAAUUAAGUUCAUAUUUUUUUUGUUGUUUGGUGGAAAUGGAACAUGCUACAAGGAAUUUGACCCACGAUGAGUGUGUUCCAGCAGUGAUCUUACAUAGCAAAGGACUUAGCUACCAUGCUAUUGGCUCCGUAUAUUGGUAACAAUUUGUUGCUAAUGCACGAUAAUACAAGACCUCACGUUCACGAACUGUAACUGAAUAUUUACAACAGGUAAAUCUUCAGACAAUGGACUAGCCAUCGCAUAGUCUAAAUCUUAACCCCAUCGAACAUUUGUGGGAUAUAAUUGGCAGAAGACUACCACAGCAUUUGCCACCUCCUAGAACCUCACAAAAGGUAGAAACAGUAGCUCUAGAGAUUUGGAAUGAUAUUGAUCACAGCCAAAUAGAAUACCUCAUUUGUAAUAUAAAAGUGCAUAUCUCUUUUGUUAUCGAACAUAAGCAAAUGAAUAAAAAACAAAAUGUUAAGAAAACCUAAUGCUACAAUUGUGUUUUAAUUUAAAUAUUUUAUAUAUGCUAGAACAUUCCAGAUUAUGUUCCGAACUUCAAGGAAAAAACAGAGUAGACGAAGAGGAUGGCUUACCAAAAUAUAGUUGUAUAAAAUGCGCAAAAGAAGUUCAGAUGUGUUUGAUGGUUAAGAAACGUAUUAUAAAGGCACAUCAAUUCUUAUUAGAAGGUCUAAAAAAGAAAAAGACAACAUUCGAAAGUACAGUGAUAACCCGUAUUGUUAAUAAAGGCGAAUCUUCAGUACAAAACAAGACAAAAACUGCUAAACAAAAGGUUGUUUCGAAAAAAUCUAAUCCAGUAAUAACACAAAAUAAAACCCAAUGCAAGUCAAAAUUAUUUGAUAACUCAAAUGAAGCAGCAACAGAUGAAGAUGCAUAUGAUAACUCAAAUGAAGCAACAACAGAUGAAGAUGCAAAUGAAGGAAGUGUAAAACAUGAUGUAAAAACUGAAGGAGUAGAAACAACAAAUCAACCAAACGCAAUUAAAGAAGAAAAGGAAUCACUAGAUCAAGAAGUACACGAGAUACUUGAUGAAGACCAGAAAUGUAUCGAGAGCACUGGCUUUACUUGUGAAACAUGUAAUUUAACUUUUUCAGACAAACAGAAGUUCAAUCUGCACAGCUUAAAACAUAAGAAAAGUCAAUGUCAUAUAUGCAGCCGAAUCGUUAGAUCAGGCAACUUAAAGAAACACAUCAGGUUGCAUACAGCAGGUCCAUCAGUAUGUUCUACUUGCGGAGUAACGUUCAAAAAUUUUGAAAGUUUAAGAGGUCAUAUCUUUCAUUACCACAAGCAUACUGCUCAUCAAUACAUUUGUGAAGAAUGUGGUAAAAGCUUUCGAAUAAAAUAUAGUUUUUUAUUGCAUAAAAGAAAGGCUCAUAUCGGUCUAAGGAACUUUAAAUGCAACACGUGUGGAAAAGCUUUCAUUACCAACGCCAAUUUAUUAAGACAUGUACGAAUGACUCACGAAAAACUGAGACCUCACGUUUGUGAAUAUUGUGGUACUGGCUUUUUUUGUAAGCGUGUUUUAAGAGCUCAUACCAGACAACAUACCAAUGAAAAACCGUUCGUUUGUCAGCAUUGCUUAGAAGGGUUUAGACAGCGGGUUUCAUUACGGACCCAUUUAAAAUCAAAACAUGGAAUAGAAGAAGCCAAGGAAUUCUUUUGUAAAACGUGUGAGAAAGGUUUCGCUACAAAUUUCGCUUUGAAUAUACAUCAAAGGUUACACGAAAUUAAGAAGUGUGAAAUUUGUUCAGCAAAUUUUGGUGGAGAUGAAUAUCUGACAAAACAUCUUAGAGAAGUUCAUCAAGUAAAAGUAGAAAUAAAACAAGAUAGCUAAG
Diabrotica virgifera virgifera (western corn rootworm) is the source of this 2133-nucleotide messenger RNA. Its product is annotated as zinc finger protein 432-like. Lineage: Eukaryota; Metazoa; Arthropoda; Insecta; Coleoptera; Chrysomelidae. The record is from RefSeq and is a predicted model, not a curated record. Gene Ontology annotation, biological process: regulation of transcription by RNA polymerase II. Gene Ontology annotation, molecular function: zinc ion binding; DNA-binding transcription factor activity; RNA polymerase II cis-regulatory region sequence-specific DNA binding. The transcript is spliced from 3 exons. Gene Ontology annotation, cellular component: nucleus. The coding region runs from base 768 to 2132 and encodes 454 amino acids.